This is a messenger RNA of Neoarthrinium moseri, 558 nucleotides long. RefSeq lists its product as uncharacterized. Gene Ontology annotation, cellular component: nucleus. The transcript has a single exon. Gene Ontology annotation, biological process: protein dephosphorylation. The coding region runs from base 1 to 558 and encodes 185 amino acids. The record is from RefSeq and is a predicted model, not a curated record. NCBI's taxonomy places the organism in Eukaryota, Fungi, Ascomycota, Sordariomycetes, Amphisphaeriales, Apiosporaceae. Gene Ontology annotation, molecular function: protein tyrosine/serine/threonine phosphatase activity.
AUGGGUUGGGUAGACCAGGUUCCCCGGGCGGGUAAUCUAUACAUCGGAGGUCUUAGGGCUCUCUUCCAACCAGAGGUCAUGCACGAAUCAGGUAUCACUCAUGUCCUGUCCAUCGUCGACUACGACGCGGGCGCACGUGACCAGCUACAGGGCCUCCGACACCUGCAUAUCGACCUGGAAGACCUGCCGAGCGAAAAUAUCCUCCAGCACUUUGACGGGGCAAACCAGUUCAUCGCGGACGGGCUCAGGGGCGAGGGCGGCGUCUUCGUCCACUGUGCCAUGGGCAAGUCGCGAUCCGCCACCCUCAUCUGCGCCUAUCUGAUGUGGAGGGACGGCGUCACGCCCGAGCAAGCCCUGGACCAACUCUGCGAGGGCCGUCCGGUGUGCCAGCCCAACGAGGGGUUCAUGGAGCAGCUGCGCUUGUAUCAUCGUGUGCUGCGAGCGAAGGACGAGGACGAGAAGAGGGACAUUGUCACGCAAUGGGAGGGGAAUCGAUUCCGGGGGAAGGCGUGGGAAUGGGUAUCAGAUACCAGCCGGAAUGGGUCGCAUAAGCUGUAG